Messenger RNA from Uranotaenia lowii, 927 nucleotides. Its product is annotated as arylalkylamine N-acetyltransferase-like 2. Gene Ontology annotation, molecular function: N-acetyltransferase activity. The record is from RefSeq and is a predicted model, not a curated record. Bases 55 to 831 code for a protein of 258 amino acids. Lineage: Eukaryota; Metazoa; Arthropoda; Insecta; Diptera; Culicidae. The transcript has a single exon.
UGCAAAACUUUUCCAGUGCAAGUUAGAAACUCGCCCCCAGCGGAUCGAUUAACGAUGAUCGGAAUUAGAGCGAGUGCCGGGCGUCUUAUCGGUUCCUUUCUAAGGAUACGGCCCAGUGAUUCCAAAUUUCGUCAACUAUCAUCCGGGCAGUCGUACAUCCGGAAAAACGUAGUGGAGCCAUCGGUGCUCAACGGUUUCCGAUAUCGGUUUGCGGAGUCGAAAGAUCGCGAACUGUUGCGUGAUGGGUUGGAGCGAUAUUUCUUCCCGGAAGAUCCAAUCAGCGCUUCGCAUCGCGAUGGUCCCGACUACGUGGAGGACGAUAUGGAGCAUCUGCUGGAUAUGAUCGAUACCGAUCAGGUGCUUCUGGCCCUGGACGAGUCCACCGGAAAGCUGGCCGGAUUCUGUGGCGCCUCGUAUAUCACACCGGAUAACGUUGACAAAUUGCGCGCAGAAGCAGCGGCCGCCAGAACGAGAAAAAAUCGGGACAUCAUGCUGCUGAUGGCGCAUUUUGCCGAUCACACCAGGGUCUGUGAGCGGUUCGAGGUCGAUCAGGCAUUCCACAUACAGUACGGUGGGGUGAAUCCGGAAUUCCGAGGCCACGCCCUCGCCAGCGUUAUGAUGCAGAAACAUUUCCAGGUGGCGCUGCACUGCGGGGUGCGGGUUUUUAGCGGCGAUUGUAAUGGACCUUAUAUGGCAAAAUCUUGCGAGCGAAUCGGAAUGAAAUGUCUGUACAAAAUCUCCUACAGCGACUACCGGGACGAGAAUGGGGAAAUUGUGUUCCACGGCAAGAAAGGCUACACCGAUUUGAAAUGCUACGGAAUGAUGGUGUGAACCGAUUUGUCGAAUAGAAUUAAUUUUAAUGAUUAACAUUUGGUUAACGAUGCGGUUAUGAAAAAAUAAAUACGAGUUUUUUACGUUUCUGAAAAA